CUCCUAAUUGGCUGCGUUGGCGUCUCCUCAGGGAAUUGGCGCCUGGGCGCUCUGCAAUUUGCGAAACAGGAGCCAGCCAAGAAUCAGGCCUAUCAAUCCGCCCCUUGCGUGGCGGGCUCUUUGAUGUAUGGCAGAGGGAGUUCGUGGUUUCCGAGAAGGUCGGCGCAAAACCUUGCUCCGUUGCCCGUGAAAGGGAUGAACGCAUGCUGGUGUUAAAGUAAAUGCGUGAUUUAUAAAAUGUUCUUUGGAUCAAAAAUUAUAGAAGAAUCCUUGCAGUGGAAUUCAGAGAAACACCAAUCUUAAUAUAAUGGAAUCUUGUUAAGAAAAGAAAAUGUUGAUGGAUCAGCAAGAAAAACUGUUGUCUUAUAAUGGGAUACUGCUUCUUUUCCAACUAUCAAGAGGGAACAAUUCACAGAGUGAUGAUAUCACAAUUACUACAUUGCAUGUGAAAAGAAUGACAUUUGACAAUGGCACUAAAUUGUUUAAUGAGGUGUCUACUGGAUCACUUUGCAUAUAUGGUGAAGAUAUUGAAAUUAUUCAUUGCAGUAAUGCAUCUGACUUCAGAACUGGAAUUCUUCACCCUUACAUUCUUUUGAAAAAGAAGAAAAAGAAAAAAAUUAAAUAUGUACUAUUGUUAUUUCAUACCCAUAAUAAAUUUGAACUGGUUCUGCAGUUUAAAUUAGACUAUGCAAUCAAAGAAUCUGUAAAAUUAUUGGCUGGUCCAACAAUAAUAUGGUAUUAUGAAGGACAUCUGUUACAUAUUUCUCCCCAAACUGGCACCGUUUUAUGUGCCCCUAUUCAGUUUUCUUCUGUCCAAUGGGCUGGUCAAGUUGAGGGUGAGGGUAUAGUUGUUUUAGGAACCAAAGCUGCUGGUUUUCCAGGAGACAAUAAACAAAAUAAUGCUAGGUCAGACUUGGCCAUCUGGGGAUAUGAGUGUUUUGCAUAUGGAGUUGACAAACAAAAAGUACUAUCGAAUGCUAGUUUCUUGCCUCACGCUUAUGGCAGUGUGGUGCGUUGUGUAUGUGUUUGCAAAAUUGAAGUAAAAAGCAAAUUUAAGACAUCACUGAUUGCAGUUACUUGCAAAGGCCAAUUGAUUUUCUUUCAAGAUGGUUGGCCUAAACACCUUUUGCAGCUUCCAUAUGAAAAUCCUUUUUCAGUACAAAUAGCUGCAGUGGGUGGAGAUCGCCAGUUGGUGAUCGUAACGUUUGCUUCCGGAGAUGUAUGUGCUAUAUGGAAACAUAACUUGCAGGUAGCUUCUUGCUGGAAGAAUGUGAACUCUGUUCUGGUAGAUGAUUUUGCUGGUAUUGGAACUGAACAAAUCUUAGUUUUUCUAAAGAGUGACUCUAUUUCAGAAACAUUAAAAGCAUUUCAAAUAACAGAUUUUGGAAAUAUUAAUUAUGAGAGUAACAUAAACCAUAAAAAUGACUUAUCUUCUGCUGAAGAGAUACAAGAGAAUCACCUUCUUACUAUCAAAGCACUUGAAGCACGAUUACAGGCUGGUUUUGCAUCUGUUCGAGCCAUUCAACAACAUUUAUGCCUCAAAGAAAAAGUUCUGAUGCAAAGCUGUCAUGCAUUAUUAAAUCUUGUACAAGGUUGUAAACAAAGAAUUCCUAGGAUCAAUAAGGAAAAUCUUGUUUCUCUUUGGGAUGAAACAGAGGAAGGAUUUCAUAAUGGUGUUUUGACUCCAACAGAGGAUGAAGAACAAAUUGUAAAGAAGGUUUGGUAUCGUGUGGUGGAUGACCAGUUAAUAGUUGGAGUAGAAGUCAUGGAAACAUUUGACUUCAGGCAACUCAGUGAUGCCAGUUUAUCUCUGAUAAUUGGCCAGAAGCACCAUUUACUUUCUCCAUCAAAAUGCCACUGUAGAGUAGUUACACUGACAAAAGCUUCAGAGGCUGAACCUCUGUCAUGUUGGCAUUUGGAACCAUUGCCUAAAAAAAUCAAGUUAAGUUGCCUUAAUGAAGAAAGCAAGUGUAAUAGAAAAGGCUCAGAAGUGAAGAGGAACAAGGCAAAAGCCAUUACAGCAGUCACUCACCUGUUUCCUUUCUUGGCAUGGCAUGAAAUAACUUGUGUGGUACUGCUUCAUGCGAAGAAGAGCAGUAACAGUGAAAACUGGCAGAAAAGCAAAAGAUUGACUUUGCUAUGUGGGAAUUUUUUACUAAGUCUGGUAGAGAUUUCUACUGGAAAGCUUUCAAUAAAUUUGAAAGAGUUUAAAUAUCCAGGUUCUACAGAAGAUCUUUUGGCAGUCUGUGCAAUAUCACACAAAGCCUCUUUUCAAAUAAUCUCUGACUGCACAUUGCUUCCAGUAAACAAGCGUCUAUUGGAACAAAUGGAGUGUGCACCAAUUGAGAAAUAUCCGGGUUAUAUGGUCUGCUGGAAAUCUGGAAAUCUGAAUGGCACUCUUUUCAAGUGGAAUCUAAAAACACCUUUUGAAGGAUUUUUAACAGUAUUCUGCAGACAUCAACUUGCCUUGUUCCAGUACCUUCAUGCCUUCAUUGGAUUGCUACCACCAACUUGCAAGAUAAAAUUACUGAAGUUAGGAAAUAAGAAUCUACUUGCUGAACAGCUUGCACUGAUUUUAAUAAAAGAAGCAGAGUUUUUCCAACAUGUUUUAUCAUCAGCUCUGAGACAAACUGAAAAUAAAUUUUCUCUGAAAAAUGAAGGAAACCAAGAAAAUAAUAAUAGUGCCUCUGCUGUUGAACAUUUCAAAGAAACAUUUAUAAAGGAACAAAAGCAAAGUAUGCUGAGUAUGAAUAGAACAGUGAGUGGUUCCUUAUUCAGAAAGCAUAUUGUGAAUGCGUUUGAUCUGCAGAUGAAUUCCGAUAUGAUUUCAUGGCUAUGCUCUUAAUUCUGACUUUAUUUUGCAGUAUUUUUAAUUAGAAUUAUAAUUAGUUUAUAAUAUAUUAU
This is a messenger RNA of Pseudonaja textilis, 2904 nucleotides long. The record is from RefSeq and is a predicted model, not a curated record. Lineage: Eukaryota; Metazoa; Chordata; Lepidosauria; Squamata; Elapidae.